This is a messenger RNA of Neoarius graeffei (lesser salmon catfish), 1098 nucleotides long. RefSeq names its product GRB2 related adaptor protein 2b (gene grap2b). Bases 167 to 982 code for a protein of 271 amino acids. The record is from RefSeq and is a predicted model, not a curated record. Gene Ontology annotation, molecular function: protein binding. NCBI's taxonomy places the organism in Eukaryota, Metazoa, Chordata, Actinopteri, Siluriformes, Ariidae. The transcript has 9 exons.
GCAGCCAAGCAGUCGAUGUAAGCUUGACUAGCUUCUCUGUUUAGAUUUGAGAGUAAGACUUCUAAAAUUAAGUCUGGGAUUACCAACUAAUAGACAGUUUAUUGGCGCUUGGAGCCUGCUUGGGUGAGAUCUCGGUGGUGAAAAAAAUCCAUGAACUGUCUCCACCAUGGAGGCAUUGGGCAAGUUCGACUUCGCUGCCACGGCCGACGAUGAGCUGAGCUUCAAGAAAGGAGACAAAAUUAAGAUUUUGGGCACUCAGGAUAACUGGUACAGAGCUGAAAGACAUGGUCUGCAUGGCUUCGUUCCAAGAAAUUACAUUAUCCUCGACAUCCCCAGCUGGUAUCAGGAGAACAUGAGUCGCCGCACGUCUGAGAACACUCUCAUGCCCCAGCCAAUAGGAUCAUUUAUCAUCCGUGGCAGCCAGAGCUCUCCAGGAAACUUCUCCAUCUCUGUCAGGCAUGAAGCGGACGUGCAGCACUUUAAGGUGCUCCAGGACAACAGUGGGCAUUAUUUUCUGUGGAAUGAGAAAUUCAGUUCUCUAAAUGAACUAGUGGACUACUACACACUCAAUUCUAUCUCCAAGCAGAGCUUUAUAGUCCUUCUCUCUGAUCAGCAGGAGAGAAGAAACAAGGUCAAAGAGAUGCAGAGCAGACCUCUCCCUUGUCCUUCAGAGACUCUUCCACCUCCACAGAGCCACUACGCUGCAGAUCCCCUGCUGGUUCCUCAGGAGAGAAAACAUCAUAGUGGACCAUCAGGCCCGCCAGACCCACCUCCUCGGCCUGCAGAGACUCUUCCACCUGCAAAGGCACCACUGAUGAAGGUUACGGCUCUGUAUGACUUCAUAGCCGAAGAGCAGGACGAGCUGAACUUCAGCGCUGGCGACAUUAUAGACGUUUUGGACCAAUCAGAAUCCUUCUGGUGGAUGGGACGGCUACGGGGGAAGACCGGACUCUUUCCUACCAACUACAUCACUCCUUUAUGAGUGCAUCCAUUCACAAUCCUAUGUGUGCUUAUUUCACAUUUGACUUUAUUUAAUUUAUCACAGCUGACUUUCUUGAGUGUUGUCUUGCCUUCCAAAUAAACACUUUCAUCAUUUAA